CGGCUCGGUGUAGGGCAUGGUGUGUAGUGACUGGUUUUACAGUAUUUUAGCAGCCUUCAAGGGACAUUCACGAGAGUGUAUUCGAUGUGCCGGUAACAUGGGAUUUCUCACAUACCUGACUACUCUGUUGUGGAUAGGACGGAUUGUUGACACACGUGGUUUCCCUCUAGAACUCACUCAGUUCCAGUCAGGCGAUGAUGUCACCUUAGUCUGCACCGCAACUAACACCACUAUCAAGAUUGAGUUUACACAAUGGUACAUGGAUGACGUACGAGUUCUCAUGUCAGUGUCUGCAGGGAAUGUAUGUCUAAAACACCCACCUACCAGCACAGGCGAUACUUAUGCAUAUCGUUACGACCUAUACAUAUCAACGGAUGUCAGUGUAAGCUGUGGUUACCUCCAACACAACAUGACACUAACUACAACUCAAUACCUCCAUGCUGGGACUGUGUGGCGGUGUGAGGAUCAACGCAAGAGAGUCAGUAACAACCUUACUUCAGACAUUCUAGGGACUGCGUAUGAGUCAACUCCACCACUGACUGCAUCAGCAACAACGAUCGCCACAGACAGAGCUAUUCAUGGUAGUUGUGCACCAACUAACUAAACUAACGUUUGCAUACAGUGUAUAUCAUAUUUAGAGAGACUUUGUAUUAACACCAGUUAUCAUAUUUAAACUUAUGCCGACAUAAGUCAUGUACUUGUAUACUUAUUAAGCUAAAGGUUUGGCAGUACAAUGUAUAUUAGUUUUAGGAAAAGUCUGGAACAUAUAUAAUACAACUAUGAUUACCCAUAGGGUUAGAAAAGACCGAGUUCAUGAAAAAUGCAUGUGUACUAGUGCAAAAGACAUUGUUUCCGUCCUUCUGAUGGCAUUGUUGAAGUCAUUUAAUCCUUUUGAUGCUGAAGGUCGGAAUAGCGUCACACUGGAAAAGACGCCAUAGAUGAAGUUUGUUCAGGCCACUCGACAUUUGUGGUUUUCUGAAACUGCGAUCCUGCUCAGUGCAGUUUUCUAAACGGGAGAUCAAAAGAAUUAGGAAGUAAUACAUCAGUAUGACAACUUUUACAGACACAUGAUCUAGGACAUAAUAUCAAUAUGCAUUGAGCCUCGUUUAUUUGAGUGAGUGAGUGAGUGACUAUUGUUUUACGUCGCUUUUAGCAAUGUUGCAGCAAUAUCACGGUUGGGGACACCAGAAAUGGGUUUCACACAUUUUAUCCAAGUGAGAAAUCGAACCCUGUUCUUUGGCGUGACGAGCGACCGCUUUAACCACUAAGCUACCCCACCGGCCCAGCAUUUAUUCAAAGAAACAUCAUGGUGAUAUAUUUUAGUAUGUUAUGGCUCUUGAUAUUGCAGAAUUUAUAACAGGUCAACCCUGCUGUAUGGAAGUAUGUAAUAUUACACUAUACAAGACCUACACAAAUAUAUCACUGCUAAAUAAUAAAUCAUGGAACAGACACCCAUUACUAACGAGUAAGGUGUAAAGCCCAUUAGUUUCGCUGCUUAUCAAUGUGUUUGUUAAUAUUAUAUUAUUCAAUACUUAUACUAACAACCUCUAUGCACAGUACAACUCAUACAUUUGCCAGAGACGGUAUAUCAGCCCAGUAUUUGUUUUCUUAUUUUUCUUUUUCAAGUUGUUAAUAACGCCAUAAUCAUCAUUGUUAUGGCGGGAGGUGGCGUCGUGAUCCUCAUCAUAAGUGUUCUCUGUGUAUGUUUUUUGAGGAGGAGGCGAAAAGAAAUUGGAAAAGCUACACAAGAUGUAUCACUGGCUGAUGUUGACACACCUCAGUACGACACUUUGGCUCACAAUGGCAAUACAGAUCCCUGUUACUCAGAGAUCAAGAAAGAAACUUCCAGACAGUCCAACAUACACACAAACGAUGUUUACUACAACACCGUAUCCAAAAAUGCUGACUACGAAAACCCACCCAUGAGAACAUAGUAGUGUCAAUCCACAGUGUUUAGACAAGCAAGUUCGUUUGUGGCAUUUUCUGCCAGUAUAUUUGACUACAGGCAUAAUGACAUCACGUCGUUUGUUUUUUGGGCAUGGACACCAUUAUUUUCGAAAGAAAUCUCUUCAAUAUCGUCGCUAAGCAAAAGUAUUUGUGGGUAUAACAACAAACAAAUGCUUACUUUUUUUACAGUGUGAGUGACAGGUACUGCUGGUAAAGGCUGGACUUGUAUACCUUUUCGCGAACACCCGGAGUUGUCGCUGAAUUUCAGUUAUCCAUCCAUACCUGUGUCAUCAGUACUUUUGGGUUUGCACCAAAGGACUUUGUUUCGGCAGAUGAUCGAGACUGAUUAUUUGGUGUUGACGUUUUAAAAUUUCUCAAAAAACAUUCUCCUCUCCAUUAGUGUCUGCAUAGAGCAUACACAUGUCCUAUGCAUUUUAACUGGGAUUUACUAUCACUUGCAUUGUAUAUUACGUGUAAGUAUCACCUCUAACAUAUUUGUAAGUUCUCCCUUUGAAAUCCUUUGUUACACAAACGUUACCCACGUUAUAUGUUAUGUACAUGUGAAUGCCUCUUAUCAGGAGUGAAUGACUGAAUAUCCUGAAAGAGCAUUAUUUAAUAAACGUAUCAAGUCUCUGCAAUAGGCUUGUGUGCACUGGUUUGGAAUUG
Haliotis rufescens (red abalone) is the source of this 2613-nucleotide messenger RNA. RefSeq lists its product as uncharacterized. The record is from RefSeq and is a predicted model, not a curated record. NCBI's taxonomy places the organism in Eukaryota, Metazoa, Mollusca, Gastropoda, Lepetellida, Haliotidae. The transcript is spliced from 4 exons. Bases 17 to 604 code for a protein of 195 amino acids.